Molecule: messenger RNA, 3367 nt
Organism: Apus apus (common swift)
Lineage: Eukaryota; Metazoa; Chordata; Aves; Apodiformes; Apodidae
Gene: PSD2
Product: pleckstrin and Sec7 domain containing 2
Exons: 12
Coding region: 36-1826 (596 amino acids)
Biological process (GO): regulation of ARF protein signal transduction
Molecular function (GO): phospholipid binding; protein binding; guanyl-nucleotide exchange factor activity
Source: RefSeq, a predicted model, not a curated record
GCUCGACCUUUGAGAAGAUUGUAGAGUCUGACCUUAUGAAGGGUACAUACUACAGCAGCUUGGACUCUUUGGAUGUCCUCUCCCUCACGGACGAGACAGACAGCUGUGUCAGUUUUGAGGCCCCACUCACCCCGUUGAUCCAGCAAAGGGUCAAGGAAAGCCCUGAGCUCUUGGAGCAGAAGCUCGUAGCCCACCAGAGAGAAGCCCUUCAUCACAUGGCUGCUGAUAAGCAAGAGCAGGCAGCAGUAAAAACAGUGGAGGGGGAUUCUGGAAGCCCUCUCAGGCACUCUAUUACCAGCAGCAGGUCAGAAAAUGUGCUGAGCCGGUUGUCCUUGAAGAGCAUCCCAAAUGGAUUCCACAUGGAAGGGUCGGAGGAAGAUGCCACCAAGAUCAUUAACUCCAUCAGCGACGCCAGCUUGAAAGACACACUGUCAGACUCCGACUCCGACAUGGGCAGCACGGAGCAGCUUGACCAGGGCAGCACAGACACCUUGGCCAAUGGCUGCAGGGUGGACAGCGAGGCUGCCAAGAGGCUGGCCAAGCGCCUCUACCACCUGGAGGGGUUCAAGCGCUGCGAUGUGGCACGUCAGCUUGGGAAAAAGACGUUCUUGAAAGCGUUCCCGCUGAUGGGAGAGACGCAGGAACGGGAGCGGGUGCUGAUCCAUUUCUCCCGGCGAUUCUGCCAGUGCAACCCAGAGGAGAGCACAUCCCAAGAUGGGAUUCACACGCUCACCUGUGCCCUGAUGCUGCUAAACACAGACCUCCACGGCCAUGUGAACAUUGGAAAAAAGAUGUCGUGUCAACAGUUCAUAGCAAACCUGGAUGGGCUGAAUGAUGGGAAGGACUUUGCAAAGGAUUUGCUGAAGACACUAUAUAACUCCAUCAAGAAUGAGAAGCUGGAGUGGGCCAUUGAUGAGGACGAGUUGAGGAAAUCUCUCUCGGAGCUGGUAGAUGACAAAAUCGGAGCCAGUGCGAAGAAGGUGACAAGGAUUGUUGACAGCAGCAACCCCUUCCUGGACAUCCCCCAGGCUCUGAAUGCCAUCACCUACAAGCACGGUGUCCUCACACGUAAAACCCACGCAGACAUGGAUGGGAAGAGAACUCCCAGAGGAAGAAGAGGCUGGAAGAAAUUUUAUGCUGUGCUUAAAGGGACCAUCCUUUAUUUACAAAAGGAUGAAUAUAAACCUGACAAAGACCUCUCUGAAGUGGAUUUAAAAAAUGCCAUCCGUGUGCACCACGCCUUAGCCACAAAAGCCUCUGACUACAGCAAGAAGUCCAAUGUGCUCAAGCUGAAGACAGCUGACUGGAGAGUCUUCCUUUUCCAGGCCCCAAGUAAGGAAGAAAUGCUUUCCUGGAUACUGCGAAUCAACCUUGUUGCUGCCAUCUUCUCUGCCCCAGCCUUCCCAGCUGCCAUCUGCUCCAUGAAGAAGUUCUGCCGCCCACUCCUGCCUUCCUCCAUGACCAAGCUAUGCCAGGAGGAACAGCUGAGGUCUCAUGAAAAUAAAAUGAAGCAGAUUGCAGACGAAUUAGCAGAGCAUAAAUUACAUCCUGUAGAGAAGAGCCUCAAGUCAAAAGAGGCUGAGGAAUACAGACUCAAAGAACAUUACCUAAUAUUUGAGAAGAGUCGCUAUGAGACAUACAUCAACCUGCUGUGCAUGAAGAUAAAAGUUGGGACAGAUGACCUGGAAAGAAUUGAAACCAGUUUCUUCAAGGUGGAAGCUGAUGACAUUGCUUUGCGGAAGACACACUCAAGCCCUUCCUUGAGCCAAGGGCACAUGACCAUCAGCUGUAAGGUGGAAAAGGACAUUUUAGAUCAGAACACUUAACAAAGAACACAUGCACGAGGGGAAUCAACUGGCGAUGCUUGGCACUCCUGGACUAGAUCAAUGAGCACAAUUUUAUCUAGGAAAUUAUGUGAGCAAAUCGUAGCCAUGUAUGACACAGUGAUUGCUCUAGUGAAAGAAAUCAAAGAAGCUUCAGUUGACACUCUGGCAACACUGGCAUUUCAACAUCAUAGACACACUAUCUCUUCUUCAUUCCCAACAGAACCAAUGGCUUUCUUUGCCUCCUACUGCAGCCGGCACAACAAAGGGAUAUGCUGGUUCUCCAAAGGCCAAGUUGCUCUUUUGUCCACCAGGCCUCUCUCUCCUCCUCCUUCUCUCCCUGGAAUCCCCACCAGUUCAUGGUCACAGUUCCCAGCAGUGCAGGAAACUCAGCUAAGAUGAUGGUCUGUGGCACCACCAGCACUCCCAGAGAAGGGCACAGAGAGGUGGGGAGCAUGUCCCUCCCCUGAGAGGAGCACAACCCAGAACGCCAUUAAGGCGGGUGUCAUGAGCUUGCUACUGUUUAAGCAAGAGGCAUCUUCAGCACGGCAAGUGGAACAUCAGCUGCCCAUGGCAGGAGAGGCUUGAAGUGCCCUCUGUCACCUCAUCCUUUAUAUAUAUAUAUACAAACACAUAUGAAUAUAUAUAAAUAAAUAUAUAUAUAAGGAAACCUUGAUGUGGGUUUUUAACCUCAAUGUGCAAGUGAAGGCAAGCUGCCUGGGGAAGACACUAGAGACCAUGGAGGGUCUGACCAGCCCACCAGGAUGUUUUGAAAAAAUGAAAAAUGCAGUAGCCUAUGUAUAUAUAUUUUUUUUCCCUCUUCUUUUUUUACUCGAAUGGAAAUCCCACCUGGCUUGACUGUGAAACAUUGCUCUCCUGCUCCUGCUUGGUCAGACAAAGUGGCCAAGUGGCUGCUUAUUUAGCAUCCAUGGCGUCUGCCACUUUGGGUUUGAGGCACAAUUGGAGAUGUGCUUCAGAUCCAGCUGAACUUUUUUGUGCAGGAGUGAUUACACCUGCUCCUCCAUGUUGUACUUCUCCCUUUUGUGAUGCACAUGCUGUACUCUUUUAAGCGGGGAAUUGUGUUUCUGUUCCUUUCUGCUGUCCCUCGUCCAAUGAUUUACUGUUGUGCUCCAAGUGAUUCCUCUGCAUCUCAAUGCUGUGACUGUCCUCCUACACUUUAUUUAUUUCACUCUUUGGUUUUGUCCUUUAUCUCAAAUUGCUUUUCUUUCCCCCAGGUGCAUUCAUAGUAAUCAAGUUCCAGUUUUGAAGGAUCUUGUAGCUGCUAAUUACAGUCAUUUAUUGUUUCUAUUUUGCAGCAUUUUUUAAACAAACAAAAUAAGAUUUACUUGGACCUUCAAUGUUCGAGAGCUUACGGACUACAGUUUUCCAUGAUGGUUCAUGACACUAAAAACCUCUUCCCAAAUUUGUCACUUCUUCUUUUAUCUCUUUUUCUUUGUACAGUUUGAUAGUUUAUUUGAAAUUAUGCACUAAGAACCAUGUAAAGGAAAGAGUAACAAUAAAGCGGAAUCUGUUGGUAAAGAGAA